UCCGGCCAGAAAGCAGCUCAUGACUCAGUGCCUGCAGUGUUCACCCGAACCGAUCCGACGCUGCCUUGGAAACAACUCAAUGAAUCGGUACCCGUGUUUGUAGAUUUCCCUUGUCUUCUUCACUAAUCUACCACUAAGCCUGGAAAAAAAAGUUAUUUUAGACACGAGUCGGUUCUUGCAUGACUACGCUGUCAGAUGGUUUCUUUUCACGAGUAUUUUGUUCCAAGAAGCCCCGUGGACGUUAACGUAGCACGUCCCACGCGCUCUCUAAAAUCUUUGCGGCAACUGGAAUACAAGAGGCGUCUGGCGCUGGAUUGAACAUUGAGCAGCUACCUUCAAUCCAAGCAGACUGUCGUCCAGGUAUGCAGAGUAUCUCGUGGCCACGGAGACAGACACAAAGGGACUCUCUUCACUUCCUCCCGAAUCUUAGGUGAUUGCCGUGGCCAUCCAUUGUGGGCAUCAGGCGAGUCGAUAUUCUCCUGGCGGCAUAUGUCUCUGAGAGUUGGCGCACAGCGUUGUUUUAAACGGACUGUUAAUAAGUUUCCAAUCGGUGCUUCGGUGGAGGCAGAUAAAACUGCCAAACUGGCCGACAGCGAGCUGACGUCCUUCUCUGAGCUGUCUGGAAAUCGGCGAUGAAUGCGGGGAUUUAUUCAGCGUGAUUCGAGCUGCAGCAGCUGCCUGCCAGUCGCGUUUAUGUAUAGCCUUUGCAGGGUCAAGAUGCAGGUUCGGACAGUGCUGGACGUCAAAGUGGUGGACGUGGAGAAAAGGCGCAGUCCGUCGAAACAUUACGUAUAUCUCAUCAAUGUCACCUACUCUGACAAUACCUCCCACGUCAUCUACAGAAGAUACAGCAAGUUCUUUGACCUACAGAUGCAACUACUUGACAAGUUUCCAAUUGAGGGCGGACAAAAAGAUCCAAAGAAGAGGAUUAUCCCCUUUCUCCCAGGCAAAAUUCUCUUCCGGAGGAGUCAUGUGCGAGACGUGGCCAUGAAGCGACUGCGUUUCAUUGACGACUACUGCAGGGCACUUGUGAGACUCCCCCGACAAAUCUCCCAGAGUGAAGAGGUGCUCCACUUCUUUGAGACAAAAGCUGAGGACCUCAACCCCCCUGUGGAGGACUAUGGCUCCAAGCGCAAGUCCGUAUGGAUGUACGGCAUUACCGACAGCCCGAGGAAAGAGGCGUCAGGGAUUGACAGUUUGGAGCCUAUGAUACUGGAGCAGUAUGUGGCUGUGGCUAACUACGAGAGACAGGAGAACUCUGAGAUUAGCCUCAAGGCUGGUGAGACUGUGGACGUGAUUGAGAAAAGCGAAAGUGGUUGGUGGUUUGUGAGCACAUCAGAGGAGCAAGGCUGGGUACCUGCCACAUACCUCGACUCUCAAAGUGGAACCAGAGACGAUUUGGAUUUAGGCACCUCUAGGACAGGGGAAGUGACUAAAAGACGAAAGGCACAUCUGAAGAGGUUGGAUCGGCGAUGGACACUCGGGGGUAUUGUCAACCGCCAACAGAGCAGAGAAGAGAAAUAUGUAACCAUACUACCAUAUUCCAGUCAAGGGAAGGAUGAAGUCAGCUUUGAGAAAGGAGUCACUGUGGAGGUUAUUCAAAAGAACCUAGAAGGCUGGUGGUACAUCAGGUAUUUAGGGAAAGAAGGAUGGGCCCCGGCCUCCUACUUGAAAAAGCUAAAAGAUGAUUUAUCCCCUCGCAAGAAGACCCUGUCUGGUCCAGUGGAAAUUAUUGGCAACAUCAUGGAGAUCAGCAGUCUUUUACAAAAGAAAUCAGUCAGUGAAAAAGACAUCCAAACAGAUGGCGAGGGUAGCACCACACCGGAACGCCACAUCUCCAAGAAUGAGAUCAGCUUGCCCAUGCCCUUUAGCUCUGAGAUCAACGCUGAGACGGGCAGAAGGCUGAGCGCUGGCCGUGAUACCAACAGCCCGUGUCUGGGAAUAGCCGCGGCAAGCUCUACCAGAAAUGAAGCCAAAGUGAGAGGCGAAUCAUCAUCCCCAGCCGUUGCCAGAGUAGCGCCGCAUAGAGUUGAAAUCGGUUUUGACACCAUCGGGUCACCCAAUCUGAGGCAAAAACCUCCACCAAGGAGAGAGACCAAUUUGGGGUUGCAGUUGCCUAAGCCACCAGAGCCCCCUGCUGUGGAAGCAGAGUAUUACACCAUUGCAGAUUUCCAGUCCUCCAUUUCUGAUGGCAUCAGCUUCCGUGGAGGGCAAAAGGCUGAUGUAAUAGAGAAGAACCCUGGAGGUUGGUGGUAUGUGCAGAUCGGCGAGAUGGAGGGCUGGGCACCAUGUUCCUAUAUCGACAAACGCAAGAAGCCCAACCUCAGCCGUCGAACCAGCACACUGACGAGGCCCAAAGUCCCACCUCCGGCGCCACCUGUGAAAAAGAACGAUUCCGAAGAAGGUCCCCCUCCUACCACAUCCACUCCUAAAAUUACUGACUCUCUUAAAUGUUCUGUGUAUGAGGAACCUGAAUAUGAUGUUCCUGCAAUUGGUUGCGAAGGUGACUCGGAUAUAGAUUUGCUCAAAGAUGAGCAUUCACUAGAAAUUAAGAUUAGCAACAUAGUCAGCAACAAGUACCGCAGUUCCCCACCUUCGAGUAAAGCAUCCCGACCGGUCUGCAAAGAAUCACCAGUUUCCGCUAAUCGAAGGGCGUCAUUUAGAUCUGUUGAAGAAGUUGCUAAAGAGGAAUCAAUUUAUGAAAAUGAUGGCUUUCGCACUAGUAGUGGGAUUGAACGACAAACACCCAAAGUUUCCAGUGAGCCAAAUUCUCCAAAGACCUACCAUUCCUCUACAGUUCCACGGAAACCUUCUGGUUCUUCACCAGUGCCUGGUCACCCCAUAAAGACAAUGACCCCCGAGAUGAAUAGGAGAAGUCAGACUCUCGGUAGACACAGAGACAUUCACUUCCGGUCCCAGGAGAACAGUCCCCAUUCCUCAUCAGAUGAAUCGAAUCGAGGCUCUAAGAAAGGCAUUAACCAGGAUGUGGAGCAGAGAAUAGGUCAGAGCCCCUCCACUAGACCGAAGCCCUCCGUCAGACCAAAACCUCUCCUGACUAAAUCAGAACCUCACAGUCCUGAGAGGAUGGACAUUGGCUCCCUGAGACGCCAGCUGAAACCUACAAGUCACUUACGACACGGAGCCAAGCCGUCUCGCGGAGAAGAUACUGAGGCAGUAUCGAUUCUAACAUCUGAGGAAUCUAUUUCACGCAGUACAUCAGAUAUUUCUUCUGUUUACUCCAAAACUGGCUAUGUCGACUCAGACAUAGAGGGAUUGACCCUCUACCGCUCCCUGGAUGCCUACAAGAAAAUACAAGACUCUGAGAUCAGCUUUCCAGCGGGGGUGGAUGUCGAGGUUCUGGAGAAGCAAGAGAGUGGUUGGUGGUACGUGCGCUGUGGCUCCGAGGAGGGUUGGGCUCCCUCAUACUUUCUGGAACCUGUCAAGCGAAUCAGUGAUACUGCUAAGCGGGAAUCAGAUGGACAAGAUAGCAGUGGUAGUAAGUCCAACAGUCUUGAGAAAAACGAAAAGCAGGUCAUGGCUUUAAAUAACAUCAAUAUUCAGGGUGUGAUGCCGCAGCAACAAGGAUUGAGAAGAAACACUCCGCCAAUCCCGUCCAAGCCUCCCGGUGGCUUCUCUAAGCCAUCUGGGAUGGUUAAUGGAAGUGUGCGGCUGAGGAAUGGGGUACGCCAAGUGGCAGUGAGACCUCAGUCUGUGUUUGUAACAUCGACACAGCCAGCUAAGGAUACUCAUUAUAUGACGGGAUCUCUGAGACGAAACGACUCGCUCGGAAGGAGCGAUCACUAUGGCUCUGGUUCUGCCACACUCGGUGUCCGUCGAAAUGCCUCAUUCAGCACAGUGCGUCCACACGUGGUGGUGGAAAGUCAGACGAGACCAGCCGAGCGCCCUAACUUGGGUUCCUCUGUGAGUGGAUUCAGCUCAAGCAAUGUCCAGGAUCCCCUUGGCAGAUUUACCCAACGCAAUGGUAUCCCCGUUUCCACGGUCCGUCCCAAACCCAUAGAGAAGAGCCAGCUGAUCAAAAAUAACCUUGGCAGGGAUGUGUACGUGUCCAUUGCCGAUUACCGUGGCGAUGAAGAGACUAUGGGUUUCACCGAGGGCACUUGUCUGGAGGUUUUAGAGAGAAACCCCAAUGGUUGGUGGUACUGCCAGGUACAGGAUAGCUUGCUUCCCCGUAAAGGCUGGGUCCCAUCCAACUACCUUGAGCGGAAAAAAUAAAACCUUUUCUCUCUGAUGUCCCUGAGGAAGUGGCUGACAUCAUUCCUUAAGAAUGUUACCCACAGUCUCCCACAAGCAAUAUGUCCUUGAAUUUUGCAGUUAGAGAAAUUUCAGUGUAAUCUGGGACAGAAAGACACAUUAAGUGCUGGUUUACUAAAGCAUAUACAGUACAUAAAGGAGUGUAAAGUAUUUUAUCUGUGAGAGAAAGUGAAACUGGCCAUAUUUGAAAAGGACCACCUUCAAAUACUUUGAAAAGGGGUUUUAUAAAUUUACAUCACAGGCUGUGAUGGGUGAUAAGUGCCUUUUGUAUUUCAUUAAAUAGAACUACUAAAUGGUGGAUGGAAAACUGUUGCACCCUCAAAAUGUUGUUAAUGUGCCAUAAAUCGAUGAAAUCCACAAUUUACUGGCUCCAACAUUAAGCUGAAACUACUGGUUUUGAUCUUCAGUGUUAAUUGGUUAGGACUCAGAAUGAAGACAGGUGUGUUUAACUGGCUAAGAAUUACAUCAUCACCUAAAUCAGGCAAAAAAAUAACAUCACAUAUUUGUUUCUUAUUUUGUAUGUUUGUGUUUGUCUUGGGUUGAUGUCUUCCUUAGAUAAUUAUUUCUGCUCUCUUGUGACAACAGCUUAUGAUGUAUAAUGAAUGCCUUUUCAUAAAAUUUAAUGAAACGUCUCAUGCGUUUAGUCACAAACUAUUGUUUUGCUAUCAUCAGUUCCGUUUUGAUUCCAAAUGGUUUAGCCCAGAUUUAUUAAAAAAAAAAAAAAAAAAAACAUAUUACAUAAAGUUACGAGUGAAUUAAUAAGUUAUAAGCGGGCUCGGAGAACAAACCACGUUUAUGGGGGGGCAGUUCAUAUCUUGAAGAAAAAUAAUUAUUCCAUGAAGAAAAAUAAUUACGGUAUUUCAGAAAUGAUUAAUAUUUUUUUAGUACAGUAUACUGUUGGUUCCAAUUACUGUAUAGUUCAUCUUUCACUUGAUUAUACAGCUGUUUUGAGAAUGCAUUAGAAAAAAAGGGACUGGAAAUGUAGUGGAAUAAGUGAAUAUGUUUGAUUUCAAGUUUUAUUCAGCUCAAAAUGUGAUCACACCAGUGUUGUUUUUGGCAGCUCUUUUAAUUUUCGUCUUGUCUUUUGGACGAUCAUACUUAUUAGUCUUAUGUGCUGUUUACAUGGUGAUGGUGUGAACCAAGACGCAACAAUUGUGUUACGGAAUGACCUUGCGUUGACAUGGUGACUGCUAAAACAGAAGGGAAGACGCAAACUUUUAAACAAGUCACAUGACUGACACAACCAAACACUGCUAAAUGCAUUCUAACUACACAUACAAUAAGAAAAUAUCACACAUUGUGAAUUUAUGACGGAAACAGAAUUUUCAUCUCGUUCGCGUGUCAUCAGACAACAACUGGCAUUCAUCUCGUUAUGCUUUACUCUCCAAAGACACGUUUUCAAUAGGGGUGUGAGAAAAUAUCGAAAUGGUGGUACAGUAUAUCGUGAUACUUUAUCACAAAAGGUUAUCGAUAUGCACCUGCCAAGAAUCGAGAUAUCGUUUUAAAAAGGUGUCAAUGUCUAAAAAAAAAAUAAAUAAAUAAAAGUAACCAACAAGUUGAUACCAAAAUCUUCCACCAUAAUAGUGUCUCAGUUAACUCUAAGGCUGCGUUGACGGUGCACGACGCCGAAUCCAUUUAGACUGGGAAAGUUCGUUCAUUCAAAACCAGAGCAUUCACAGUCGUCUGUCGGAUUUUCAGGGCAUCUACAGGUCAUUUCCUGUUGGGUUUGAGUCACUGCCAAUUCAUUUGGGUGAUUUCCAGGUCACUUCUUGUUCUGUGACUCAAAAUAAACAGGAAGUGACACGUAAAAUACCCCAAAAUCAACAGGAAGUAACUGAAAAUCAGCAGGUAAAUGAGCUUAAAUAGCCCCAAAUGACCUCAUUGCCUGGCAUUGGCUGCCACUGAAGGCCAUAGACGUUCAAUCCGUUUGAAGUGGGAGGGGCCACCCCUCCCAGUUCAAAUGGAUCGGACGUCUGAUAGCGAUAACUCAUUCCAAUUCACAGCAGAAGCUUGUUUUUCUGUUUAUUAGUUGUUUGUAGAAUAUCCUAGAAUGAUUUCCUGACCAAUUUAUCGAUAAUUGUUGUAUCGCCAUAUCGUCAGAUCAUCGUUAUCGUGAGCUUUGUAUCGCAAAUCGUAUCGUAUCGUGAGUUACCAAGAGGUUUUCAACGCGUCAUCGUGACGUCAUCGUCAUGAAAAAAUUGUUCGUUGACGAAACAUUUGGGUAAUCGUCAUCUUUGACGAAAACAACACUGCUCCGCAAACAUGAAUAAAACGCUCUCGCUCCGAUGACGUCAGCACUCGCACACGUCACUUUGGGCAUGUGCAGUCGCUGCUCGUAAACAUUCAAAACGGCAAACAUGGCAGAACAGCAGAUGUAAUUGACUGUUUUUAAUAUUUUUAAAUUAAAUAUAUUUUAGUUUUUCAUUUUUGUGCCUUUUGAAGCAAAAGAAAAAAGCGCAUGGACAACAUUGCUUCAUGUGGGCGGAUAUGUUGUCUUGCGUGCUGAGGAGGUUGUUGUCAAGGAAUAAUAGGCUGUCACCUCGUAAAACUGCACUGCCCUCUAGGGCCUUGCAUGAAUACUACAUUGUCGUGGAAUGGCGACAUUGUUAGAAUAGAGAAGGAACCAAGACGGAACUUUGUAAAUGCAAACAUGAAAUUUGUUGAAUUCUUGGAGCCUCACCAUCUAAACGGCCCCUUAGUUACAUUUUAUCUCAAAAUUUGUCAUCGUCUAGUUUCUGUUGACGAAAACUCAAGAAUAAUUUCGUCCAGUUUAGUUGACGUUGACUGAAAAUGUUUUCGUCUGUAAAAUUAAAAAUUUUUACUCCAAGAAUAAUAAUAUUUCAAAUGAACAUUGACAGACGAGCACAUAUUGUAGGAUUUAUCUACAAGGACAACGCCAACUUGGUGAUAAUACACACUCAGCAGGAACACAGUACAUGAUUUUCAAUUAAUUAUAUCCACCUGGACACUAGGAACUGUAGGCCUAAGUAAAAAAAGUUGUCCAAGAGUUUAAGAGGAUGCUCUUCCUUCUAACGCGAAUUCUAUGCUAACGCUAUGAGGUUUUAGUGCAUUUAGUGUGUGGUGAUCACUCAGCAUAGACCUUUAAAGGCUAAAGCAAUAUUGCAUAUUGUUCCGUGUGUGUAAGCUUGCAUGGAGACUGGAGAAAAACACACUGGUGAGUCGGGAGUGGCGCAGCACAUCACCGGUGACGCGACCAACACUGCUACGAUGCAGGCUACGCAUAAAAUAUCACACAUUAUUAACGUGUGAUGGAAACUAUUGCACAUUUUCGUCUCGUCAGACUAAACUGGCAUUCGUCUCGUUAUAUUUUAGACUCCCAAAACACGUUUUUAGCUCCUUAUCAUCCAGUUAUCGGCAUGAAAAAAAAUGUUGACGAAAUAUUUUCAUUGUCGUCAUCGUUGACAAAAACAACACUUGAUCACACCAUGUUUUCUCUAUUAAUGGUACAAUAUUAUAAAGUGUUCCAUAGCGAACAAAGAAUACAAUUUCUGAAAGGAAAAAAACAAACAUGAAGACCUGGUACAACUUGACAAUAAAUGUAGAAUGUAAAAUAUCCAGUUAUGUAUGGAGACAUUUUGAAGAGAAGUGAGUCAUUUCUAACAGAUUUCAUCAUUUUAUACCCAAAUUCUCUGAAAAAUCAGAAAUGGUCAUUAAAAAUUCACUUACUUUUGUCCACCCUUAUGUAGCAAAAUAACUAUAAUUUCAUGAUUUGCUUUACGAAUAUUCCUAGAAUUCCAAAAAUAUCAUUUGGGUUGAAAACUUUCUACAUAGUUUUGUGUUAACUAUGACCAAACAAACAAAAUAUACUGUCAAGUGUGGAAGACUCAAAUAUGUCUAAUAUCAUUACAUUACAAUUGUUAAGCAUUUUACCAGAUCUAAGAACAUUUAACAUACAAUCAAAAAAUGUCAUCAAUGAUACCCCCCCCCCCCCCCCAAAAAAAAAAAAAAAAAAAAAUGCAUUUCUUUAAGACUGUCUACACCCAAGAGUUUUUAAAGCUCAACUGGCUGAUGUCCAAGACUGCUGAAAUACAUUUUCUAAUGAACAGUGCUAACUUUUAUUAUGUUUUCUGCUGGACAGUAUUAUAUAUAUAUUUAAAAUAGAAAUACAAUUGAAAAAAAAACAGAUCUUACCUGCUAUAAUGCAGUUAUCUAUUUUGGCAAACCAGUUAUGUUUUGUUUUUAUUUACAUGUGAUUGCACAAUUACAGUAAUGAGGAAAGAAGUUCUCUUUUGUUGAUUGGUGCACUUUAAAACAUGUUUUUACUGGGCAUUAAUUUUAAGAUGCAGCAAACACUCAUACUAGUUAGCAUUUUUAAUGAUUUUAUAUACUGUAUCUAAUAUAAUUAAAAAUGAUAUGUUUCAGAGGUGGGUAGAGUAGCCAAACAUUUUACUCAAGUAAGAAUAGCGUUACUUCAAAAUAAUAUUACUAAAGUAAAAGUGGUCAUCCAAAAAAUAUACUUAAAUACAAGUAAAAAUGUACUUGGUGAAAAGAAUACAAGUAAAGAGGAACAUUGUGAGUAACUGCUUAAGAUGUUUUUUUUUUUUUUUUUUUUUUUUUAAACAAUGGUAUUUUUUUUUCCUCAGCACAGUUAUAAGAACUGUUUUAUUUCCUUUGAUUUUUUUUACGGCGCUUUAAAAACGGCACGUGAUUGAACAGGCCGGCGUGAUUAUAGAAUGGCAGGUUUAAGUCUGGUAUGAUGGAGUCGUGAUUACUGUUGCGACCGGUGUUGUUUUUACCAGCCCUUUUAACUUUUGCCUUUUGGACGAAAAUGCUUUUUAUUCUUAGUCGUAUUUUUGUCAUUUCAAAAUGUUGUCUUUCUCUAGUUUUACAAAUUUCAUCUUUCUUCUAAAUAUUUUCGUAUGUAAAAUUUAUAUUCAAAGUUUCAGUCCAAAAAUAAAUAAAGGUUUCCAAUAUUUUCAAAUGAACAUUGACAGACGAACACAGUGUAGCGUCUACACAAGGACAACGCCAACUUUAUGAUAAUACGCACUCAGCAGGAAAAGCAGUACAUUAUUUUAAAUUAAACCUACCUAGAAUCUACAAACUUUAUGUAAAAAAAAAAAAAAAAAAAAAAGUCCAAGCGUUUAACAUCCUCUAGACUAGACCAGUAAAACCAAGUGGUUCUGCUUUAGACUAUCCAAUUUUUUAAAAGGACGCUCACCAUUCUGAAGCUAAUGCUAAUGUGAAAGGUACGCUAGGUGUUAUAUUUAGCAUCUGAUGUUCACUCAGCACAGACCUUUUAAGGCUAAAGCAACAUAGUCUCUCUUGCUAAGAUAAGAAAGCAAAUCUUACCGUGUUUUCAAACAUGCAAGAUGGAGUGCAGCCUAGCUUGAGACACAUCCUAAACUCCAGUGAGGAGUGAGAUGCACAGCACAUCUCAAAUGAGUGACACGACCCAAAUAAUGCCACAAUGCAAGCUGACGUGCUCCACGUACAAUAUGAAAAGGUCACGCAUUGUAAACACAUGAAACAAAAGAUGUCGUAUUUUCGUCUCGUCGUCAUCUCGCCAGAUGAAAACUGGCAUUCGUCUCGUUACGUUGUAGUCUUCUUACCCACAUUUUUAGGUCGUCAUCGUCAUGAAAAAAAAUUGUUCAACGCAAUAUUUUCGUUAUCGUCAUUGUUGACGAAAACACUGAUUGUGAUGUCUCAGUGGUGAAACUGGUUGAGCAUCUCUGGAAAAAAAAAAAAGAAGUAAAAUCUAAUAUAAAAAUCCAGUCCAAAGUAACCCAAAGUAGCAGAGUAAGAGUAGCAUGUCUUCUUCAGAAAUCUACUCAAAGUAAAAAGUAUUGCUUCGGAAAACUACUCUUAAAAGUACAUUUUUCUCAAAAAGUACUCAAGUAAAUGUAACUGAGUAAAUAUAACACAUUACGACCCACCUCUGCUAUGUUCUCACCUCAAAUGAAGAUUGAAACAAAAUAUUUAGUGUGCCAAUAAAUGUACUGUACAGAUGUAGUUCCUUUAAAAUGGUCAAACAGAUCAAAUGUGGCUAUGAAAGGCACUACAAAAGGAUUUUACACAUACCAGCCAGUCUACCUCAGUGAAAUGAGAUAUGCACUGCUGGUCAGUGAAUUAAACAAAAACAUUUGAAUGUAUUUUUUCCUGCCUUACUUGUCGAGCAGAGUUCAUCCUUUGUUCGUAGUGCAGCUAAAAAUUUUCAUAGCGUCUGUUAUUUGGCCUUUUUAAUCUUUAAGACCGUUUUGUUCUUAUGCUGUGAGCUGCAGCUUCAACAAAAUCAUGAGCACUUCCUUCAUCUUUGUUGUAUUUUACAUAAUGCCUGCUUGAAGUAUAUUUAUUGUCAACAACUUCGAAGCUUAUCAUUUUGACAAUCAGCUUCAUUACACAGUUUAAACAUGAAUCAUAAUAAUUGCAAAACAAUAAGACGUUGCAGUGAUGUCUUGAUAUUCAUGGUUAAAUACAGUAGUAUUUUCUAAAAAAAAUAAUUCAUAGACUAAAGAUUCAAAACAUAUCUCUUCUUAUCAGGGAGCAUCACAAGACAAAGGCAUUAUGUAAAUGUGCAUCACUUUUUUGACUAAUCAAGUAGUUUACAUUAUAUAAUGUUUUGUCUUUUUUUUUUAUCAAGCUGGAUUUACUUGGUUGAUUGCAAGGGAACUGUUUUAUGUCAUUGUAUUUUUUUUCUUUCCAAAUUACACGCCCAAGAGAAAAUGUGCAAUAAUAAGUAGAGGUCGACCGAUAUGGGAUUUUCAAAUGCUGAUGCCAAUACCAAUAUCUCAAAAAAAAAAAAUCAGCCGAUAUCCAAUUCCGAUUUUGUAAAACGAUAUUUGAGACCAAUAAACUUUUUUUUCAAGCAUGUAUAUGUUACGAAAGACAAUGAAAAAAAACUGCAUCAACAGCUUCAAAUUUACAAUGAUGUUUUGAUACUUAAAGGAUUAAUUCGGUAUUGUGCUACCAAACCAACGAAUGCAGCACUUCUUUUCAUGAUUAUACACACUCCGCAACAACAGCACAAUAUUUUCCAACAAUUAAACCCACCAGGAUGUCACGACGAAAUCUAAACAAGUGAGAGUUUAAGAGGAUGCUCGCCAUGCUAAAGCUUGGCGAAUGCUACAAGUGACAUAAAAAGUCUCUGGAUCAUUCAGUAACCACCUUUAAAGGCUGAAGCAACAUUGCAUAUUCUCUCAUGCAAGAUUAAAAAAAAAAACCUUAGAAUAUUUACAACACAGGCAAACCUGAAGCUUCCUAUAGCAGGCUGCCUUCAAGCAUGCUGCAGGGUCCUUCCGGGUUCCUACCGUCAGUCAGCGGCGGCCACCGUUGCCCACGUGGAUGCCGGAUCAAAAUCAUGUUUUUUUUAAUCAGCUUAUUUUCUCUGUCAAUGGACCGAUGUUGGAAAAAAGUCCAUAUAUCGGUCGACCUCUAAUAAUAAGAUGUGGUGCAUUGUUAAAAUCAAAUGAUUACAGGUCUAGAAGAAUAUAGUAUGAAGUUUGCUUUAGGUAUUACUUAUCAACAACCAUUCGUGGGCUUUUCCAAUGGGUUCAAGCAUGUCAUAUCUGUUAUUAUCUCGAAGAGACAACUGUCGCUGUCCAAUAAAAACACUUAAGUCCUAAUUUUUAUCCAAUCAAAACACAAAAUAAAUAUUUUAACUCUUUAAGCGCCAAAGUUGCAAAACUGCAACAAGUAAAACAAUAACAAGCCAGAGCUGCAGAUAUGGUGCCUCAUGUAGUUACUACUUUGCACCAAAAGAUGGCAGACAUCUGCCAAUUCAACCCGAGCGUCUUUUACGAGUGUGUUUUCACGCGGUAGUUGUAGUUACGGAUGUCCUGCUCCAAUCACGUGAUCGGAAAUCGGGCUGAUCGCAUCACUUUUCGGAGAAUUUGAAUCUGGUGAAAAGGAUUGGGUUUUUAAUUUUAAAAAAUAUAUAUAUAUUCAUUUUUCUGCAACAUGCUCGUAGAGUGCCACAGCCUCUCGCCCUCCCUCCUAAGCAAUGUGGCCAAACUGUCCAGCUUGCGUUUGGUACUUUAAGUUAACGAUGAUCGACAGGUUUGCAGCUUUGAUCUUGCCAGAGAAGCUUGGUAGCUCAACGUUCAAAGGCACAAAUUUGUCAAUCAUCGUUAAACUUGCAUAUGUGUGACGUGGCAACUCAUUUUGUAAGUGAGAGGCUGUUCUCAGCACCGUGAGUGGAUUUGAGUGGACUCACUCAUCGAAGCAUUUAAUAGAGACAAGCCUUUUUCUGCGUUAUUCUUCUUUAAAAUUAAUUCGUAUCAUGAAGGUAGCACGUUGGGACAGUAAAAUGUUUCGAACUUUUGCUCAAAAUGACAAAAAAAACAAUAAAAUAUUUUCAGUAUCGGAUCAGGACUCUGUAUCGGCAGAUUCUUAAAAUCAGGUGACUCGUACGCAAAAAUAUGCGAUCGGGACAUCUCUAGCUGUAUUAGAAUUCUACCAAGGAAACUUACAAAGUCGAUAGAAUUUUUUACCGUUGUACUUCGUCAAAAAAUGGCUGAUUUUGAAGAGGAAUAUUCACCCUCUGAUGAAAAUGAUCAUUCAUCCAUUGAGAUAAAAAUUGACGCUGGCACCUUAAGGGUUAAGAAUUUUAAAAGAAAAAUGCCUCACAAAAUUUGGACUCAAGUGUUUUUCUAAUUGGAUCGUGAAAUCUGAUGAAUCAUCUCAUGAAAAAAAAAACAUGUCCAUUGGACCAAAGCAAUUGUAUUUGACUUUUCAUGUUCUUGUACCUUGGUGUACUUUACAUAAUAGUAAAUAUGAGUCUCUACUCAUCCUUCUUGGAACUAUCAAUGGACAGAAAGAUAAGACGGAACCCCAUUGGUUAAUUUAGAUACUAACAUUCUUACCAUCUGGAUCUCACAGAUGGAGAAUCAUGGUACCAGGGGCUUGCUCUGAGCCGCCACCUUUGUGCCUGAAUGGGAUUUAAAAUUUCACCCCGCCCCCCCCCCCCAGUUUUUUCUCUCAUGACUAUUAUGGAUGUUUCCAUUGACAUUUACUGUACAAUUUUACCACUACCGCUCAAUUUCAAAUGGCCUUCACUGUACGGUUUAAACCCAAGAUUCUGAUAUUGACCAUUUUGCUCCAAUUGAAGCCUAAUUUAAUUAUUUAAGACAAAGCUUUGUAAAGCAAUACUUGUGCUUGAUAUUCUGGUCCCCUGUGAAAGCUAAAGUUGUGAUGGGUGUGCAUCUACAGUACAUGACUGAAUGGAAAGGCAGUCAGUUGAGGUAGACAGUUGCAUACAUAUUCCAGUCUCCUCGCUCUGUACACCAUUCUCUUUUCUUGACACAGAAAGCCUUUAGCCGAGUGUUGUUUUUGGCAGCCCUUUUAAUUUUCGUCUUAUCUUUUGGACGAAAAUACUGAUUAGUCUUUAUUCAUAUAUUCGUCAUUUCAAAAUGUGUUCAUCUUCGUCUAGUUUUAGUCAACGAAAACGCAGACAAAUUUUGUUUAGUUUUAGUCGACAAUUACUCAAAACAUUCUCGUCUGUAAAUAUCAAAAGUUUUAGUCCAUAAAUGAAUGAAUAAAAGUUUUCCAACAAUUUCGAAUGAACGAUGACAGACACGCACAUAUUUGUAGAGUGUACAAGGACAUCCUCUUCGUGAUGAUAAUACACACUCAGGAGGAAAACCAUACAUUAUUUUCAAUUAAUUGAACUUACCUGGAUGCCACGAACUGUAUGUAAAAAGUUUUCCAAAAGUUUAAGAUUCACCACGCUAAAUGCGAACGCCAUGCUAAUGCUACAAGUUACAUUUAGUGUGUGACGAUCACUCAGCAUGGACCUUUAAAAGCGAAAGCAACAUGGCAUAUCUAGCCAAGAUAAGAAAACAAAACUUACUAAGCAGGACCUGACGACACGCUUACUCAUCGGCGGUCAGUGGAACGCGGGGGGGGGGGCGCAGCACGUCACAUUAGCGACACGACCAAACACUGCUAUGAUACGUGCUGACUACACAUACGAUAAGAAAAUCUCACACACUGUGAACUUAUGACGGAAACUGGCGAAUUUUCAUCUCAUUCUGUCUCGUCAAACGAAAACUCACAUCCGUCUCGUUAUGUUUUAGUCUCCCCCUACACGUUUUUGCUCGUGACGUCAUCGUCAUUAAAAAAAAUAAAUAAAUAAAUCAUUCGAUGACGAAAUAUAUCUUUAGCCAGGUGCAGAAUGUUGAAUAUUGAGACAAUUUAACUGAAGGUGUGACUUGAAGAGUGGAAGAUCAAAGUUAAGGAAUGUUCAGAAGGUAGGAUUUUGGUCGAAACUGUGGUAUGGAUAAUUGAAUUUGGUAGUUGAUUUUGUUGUAUUGUAAGAGAGUGGUCAACUUUGCCAACUAAUCUCAAUAGGUUGUUGUUGACAAAUAUUUGAUACUUUCUCGCUACAACAUUGCUCCUUAAAAACAGUCAAACAUCAAAAGAAUGAAUGAAAAUGAAUGCAUAGAUAAGGUAGGAGCCUCAACCAUGCAGCAAUUGGAAAAUUAAUUCUUGCAUUUAAUCACCACUGAGGAUGUGGCAAACUGGCAAUGCUGAAAAGUUUUUGAGAAAUGAGACUGAAAUGGAUCGAAAUCAGAUGAAUUGUCUAAUUGUUGAUAGUAUGUUUGCAUUAAGUGUAAGGUAUGUGUGUAUGUGAUAGUUUACAAUUAUGUAGGCUGGAGUGUUUAAUAAGGUCGUCUUUUAACAUUUUGUUUAUUGGAAAAGGUGGGAAUUAACAAGCAUGUUUAAGCAUGAUUCAUGUCCGUGUAAAGCUAGCAGUCUUAGUUAUACAUUUGCUAUCAAAGCGGUCAUUAGAAAGAGCUUUAUGUGAGGCAGAAAGCAGGCUGUGUUGAGGAAUGAAACUGGCUGCUGAAUUCCACUGUCAAAUUACUGCAACCAAACAAAUCAUAGACACAGUAACUUGUUCUCCGGUGCCUAUAAAACUUCUGCUAUAUUUUAGUAGGGGAAGUGAGCGGUCAAAUGUGACUGAUAUUGACUGACAUCUGAAUUGUAGAGAUUGUUGUUACAUUUGUAGAAUAACAACGUAUUGAUUAUAUAUUAUAUUAACAUAUUUAAGAUGUCUGUUAACACCAAAAACAACUACCACCAACCUUUUGUUGGACUACUUUGCUGUUUUAGUUGUUUACUACUUGGAAGCUCCUCAAACUGGCUGAAGGCUGAAUGUAUUUGUAAAUGUCAAUGAAUCAUUCCGUGGUGAGUCAUCAGGCGACGGCACAACAAACUUGACCUGUUUUAGGUAUCUUCUAACCCUCUGAUGACGACUGAAAUAAAAUUGAAACAAACAUCAGCCCCUUGUACAGUAAUUGGAAACAUUCUGCACUAGUGCAUUCCUUUUGGAAAUGCCGUUUUCUUAUCUGCCAUUUCACUAUGCCUUUUUUGUAUCUUGUACAUGUUUACAUUGUAUCUUGCAUUGCCCCAAAGGAAAAUAUUAAAUGUGUUAUCUUGAUUAUUUAUUUGCUGUUUUGUCUCUCACCCAAGGCAACGUGUUCUAGCAGAUACUAAAGAGACAGCUUUCCUUCAUGUUACAUUAAUUUUCUCUACAGAACAUUUGCAAAAAGGAAUGUUUGUCUUUAUUAUAGCGAUUGUAAGUGAGUUACAGUAUACGAAAGAGCAGUGAUACAACUGGACUUGUAAAGAAGAGAAAGGUAAAGAAAAUAAGCUCUUGGAGUUCAUGAUUAUGACAUGUAAAUAGUGUCAACAAUUUACAUUUCUUUCAAAAUUUAUCUUUUUUUUCAGAUUUUGGAUAAUCUAUGUAGAUAUACAGCGGGACAAAUAAGUAUCUAGUCAAUCACUAAUUGUGCAAGUUCUCCCACUUGAAUAUAUUAGAGAGGCCUGUAAUUGUCAACAUGGGUAAACCAU
Molecule: messenger RNA, 16086 nt
Organism: Corythoichthys intestinalis (scribbled pipefish)
Lineage: Eukaryota; Metazoa; Chordata; Actinopteri; Syngnathiformes; Syngnathidae
Gene: sh3pxd2aa
Product: SH3 and PX domains 2Aa
Exons: 16
Coding region: 637-4233 (1198 amino acids)
Biological process (GO): superoxide anion generation
Cellular component (GO): cytoplasm
Molecular function (GO): superoxide-generating NADPH oxidase activator activity; phosphatidylinositol binding; protein binding
Source: RefSeq, a predicted model, not a curated record